Diabrotica virgifera virgifera (western corn rootworm) is the source of this 933-nucleotide messenger RNA. RefSeq names its product copper homeostasis protein cutC homolog. The transcript is spliced from 2 exons. The coding region runs from base 36 to 791 and encodes 251 amino acids. NCBI's taxonomy places the organism in Eukaryota, Metazoa, Arthropoda, Insecta, Coleoptera, Chrysomelidae. The record is from RefSeq and is a predicted model, not a curated record. Gene Ontology annotation, molecular function: copper ion binding.
CAUCUAUCACGUUCGCUGAACAUUCCAGAUUUCAUAUGAAAAUGUCAAAGGUUAAACUUGAAGUUUGUGUUGACAGCCUGGAGUCAGCAGCGGCGGCCCUGCAAGGGGGUGCCGAUCGACUCGAGUUGUGCUCUUCUCUGGCAGAUGGAGGGCUAACUCCUACCCCCGGUUUGCUGAUCCAAGUUCAAAAUUUAAAUUCCAGAAAUGUUCCAGUUUAUUGUCUUUUGCGUUGCAGACCUGGAAAUUUUAUUUAUACUCCUGAUGAGAUUGAAAUUAUGAAAGAAGACGCGAAAAUAUUACGCAGAAAUGGAGCUGACGGGUUUGUUUUUGGGAUCCUGAUGGAAAAUGGGGAUGUUAAUAUGAAAUUGUGUCGUGAAAUCAUCAAAUAUUGCCAUCCUCUUCCUCUCACAUUCCAUAGAGCUUUUGAUUUUUGCAGAAGGCCUACUAUUGAGGUUGAAGUCAUCAUCGAUUUGGGUUUCCAAAGAAUUUUAACAAGUGGAAAGCAACGUACAGCGCAAAUGGGUGUCAAACUGAUUAAAAAACUCAUGGAGCAAGUGGGAAAUAGAAUCAUAAUCAUGCCUGGAGGAGGAGUCAACAAAGACAAUGUUAAAUUCAUCUUGGAAAACACUGGUGCUACAGAAAUCCAUGGUUCGUUUAGUUCUCCGAAAGAACCUGAAACCGAGAGACCAGAAGAGGACAGCGAGGCUGUAGUGGGAAACAGGGAGGCUCCUAUUAUGGUAACUAACGAAAAUACUGUGACCGAAAUAGUAAAUAUGUUAAAAGAGGUGUAAGUUAUUUAAUGUUGUCAAAUGUGUAUUUUUCUUAAAAGUGCUAUUUUAACAUAAAUGUAUAACAAAUACUUCAAUGUGUAUAAUAAAUUUGUUUCUGUGAAACUGGUAUGUAAAACAGAUAAUAAAAUAUGUCUAUGUUGAA